Octodon degus (degu) is the source of this 2119-nucleotide messenger RNA. It is a transcript of the gene Dnaaf10, whose product is annotated as WD repeat domain 92. The transcript has 8 exons. The record is from RefSeq and is a predicted model, not a curated record. Bases 125 to 1198 code for a protein of 357 amino acids. Lineage: Eukaryota; Metazoa; Chordata; Mammalia; Rodentia; Octodontidae. Gene Ontology annotation, molecular function: ubiquitin binding.
GGGGCCGAGUACGGCAAGCGGGAAGGACCAACUGCCGUUAAGUUUGGUGUCUGGUUUCUAGGUUCGGGUUGGUUUCUCGGGAUCUCGGUGUGUGGCGUUUGGUGGAAGUGAAAUCGGCCAGACCAUGUCGGCUUUCGAGAAGCCUCAGAUCAUUGCCCAUAUCCAGAAGGGCCUCAACUACACGGUGUUUGACUGUAAAUGGGUGCCCUGCAGCGCCAAGUUUGUGACCAUGGGCAACUUCGCUCGGGGAACCGGCGUAAUUCAGCUGUACGAGAUCCAGCACGGGGAGCUGAAGCUGCUUCGGGAGAUUGAAAAGGCCAAACCCAUUAAAUGUGGAACAUUUGGUGCUGCAUCUUUACAGCAGAGAUAUUUAGCUACUGGAGAUUUUGGUGGAAACCUUCAUAUAUGGAAUUUGGAAGCUCCAGAGGUCCCAGUAUAUUCUGUCAAGGCCCAUAAAGAAAUUAUAAAUACUAUAGAUGGUAUCGGAGGACUAGGAAUCGGGGAAGGAGCGCCCGAAAUUGUGACUGGCAGCCGAGAUGGAACUGUGAAAGUGUGGGACCCAAGGCAAAAAGAUGAUCCUGUGGCCAAUAUGGAGCCAGUAAAAGGAGAAAACAAGAGGGACUGUUGGACUGUGGCAUUUGGCAAUGCUUAUAAUCAAGAAGAACGUGUUGUUUGUGCUGGCUAUGACAAUGGGGAUAUCAAACUGUUUGAUCUCAGAAAUAUGGCGCUGCGGUGGGAAACAAAUAUAAAAAAUGGGGUAUGUAGCUUGGAGUUUGACAGAAAAGACAUAAGUAUGAACAAGUUAGUAGCUACGUCUUUGGAAGGGAAGUUUCAUGUUUUUGACAUGAGAACGCAGCAUCCCACCAAAGGUUUUGCCUCUGUUUCAGAAAAGGCUCAUAAAUCCACCGUGUGGCAAGUCCGACACCUGCCGCAGAAUAGAGAGCUCUUCCUGACAACUGGGGGUGCUGGCAGCCUUCACCUGUGGAAGUAUGAGUACCCCAUGCAGAGAUCAAAGAAGGACCCCGAGGGUGUAGAGAUGGGUGUGGCAGGCUCAGUGAGCCUGCUGCAGAAUGUCACCGUCUCCACCCAGCCCAUUUCAAGCUUAGACUGGAGUCCAGACAAAAGGGGCCUCUGCGUCUGCACUUCCUUCGACCAGACGGUGAGGGUGCUGAUUGUUACCAAGCUCAAGACAGUCUGACCUGAAGGCUUUGGACCUGGAAACUCCCAGAGGGUCACUUGCAGAAUUGAGGGUGUGUUUUGGGAACUGCUGACCCUCACUGAACGAAGUUGUUGGAUUUGGCUGAUGAAGGCUCCAGAUGUAAGUCCUGAGGCCAGCCUCUCUCGGGAUAUACUGGAUGACCUGACUGGACACGGCCCGCUAUGUAGGAGAGACCACGUCUCUAGGACCAGCUGUGUUCCUCUCCCUGCCAUUUUGAAUAUGGAAUUCAGAGCCGGAUGUGUAAGCCCCGUGCUUCAGGAGACUGAGGCUGGAGAUUCCACCAGUUUGAGAGGAACCUGGACACCUCAGUGAGGUCCUGAAGCUAAAUACAUACAUACAUACAUGCAUACAUACAUGCAUGCAUACAUACACAUAUACAUACAUAAAAUGAAAUAGCCAAAGUACAUAGUUCUUGAUAUUUAAACAUAUUUUAAGUUGUUCUCUGUCCCCAGAAUUCCCUAUUUUUUGUUUACACUGAUGUUGAAUUUUAGGGUUUUAAUGUUGCAGUUUAAGUCACUUCAUUUUGUUUAGUUUGUCUUAGAAAAACUAAAUUAAAAUUCAUUAAUGCAUUCUGUGAGAUUUCAGGAUAAGUUUCUAUUCAGAGUACUAUUUUAUAAAGUACAAAAAUGGCACUAUCAGACUGGAUUUAUGUAUGUUUAAAGCAGUGUAUCUCAUUAAAAAUACCAUGAUUAUAAAGAUCUCUUGUAUCUGAAAUACAGGAGUUGAGGCUGUAAAACUUGGUUGUUGACUUUGAUAAAUGAUGACAUGUAGAUGAUCGUGGGGAGUUUGUAGCCUUAAUUUUUUGUCAAACCUUUAAAAUCUAUCUUGUAAAUGAACUUCUGUUUUUUUAAAUUCUACGGAAGCUUUGAGUCUGUUGAUUUAAUAAAAUGAAUAAUAUCA